This is a messenger RNA of Meyerozyma guilliermondii ATCC 6260, 1071 nucleotides long. It is a transcript of the gene SAS2, whose product is annotated as Sas2p. Lineage: Eukaryota; Fungi; Ascomycota; Pichiomycetes; Serinales; Debaryomycetaceae. Gene Ontology annotation, biological process: regulation of DNA-templated transcription. The transcript has a single exon. The coding region runs from base 1 to 1071 and encodes 356 amino acids. Gene Ontology annotation, molecular function: histone acetyltransferase activity. The record is from RefSeq and is a predicted model, not a curated record.
AUGGAGGAUGGUGGUCAGGUUCCAUUGGUUGAAAAUGGGUCUAAAGUGCCCAAAUCACGUCUUAGGGCACUGAAAAAUGACUUCUAUGGCAUAGUGGACUUCAGAAAUAUCGACAAGGUGACAUUGGGCAAUUAUGAGUUCCACACUUGGUAUGGGAACACGGCCUAUUUUUCAAGAGCAAAUAAUAGCCAUCCAGAAUUGGGUAUUAAUACUUUAGUACCGAGGAAAAAACAUUUGGGUGGUGACCCAACAUCGGACUUUUGGCUUAAAACACUCCAUGUUUGUGAAUAUUGCUUCAAAUAUUGUGCUGAAAAAUCAAGUAUGAGUUCCCACCGGCUGGUUUGUACAAAAAAUACUCCAUUUCCUCAAACCGGCCGCCUUGUAUAUAGGGAUCCCAUCUCCAAGUACGUGAUAAAACAAGUACGAGGGUACCGACAUCAGUUGUUUUGCCAAAACUUGUGUCUUUUUGCCAAACUAUUUCUUGACGAUAAAUCGGUCUAUUAUAACGUUGAUGCCUAUGAAUUUUUCAUUAUUUACGGCCAUCCAGAUACAGGCUCGGAAAUAGACCGAAACAUGGUUCCUAUGGGCUACUUUUCUCAUGAAUUGGGAGCUUGGGACAACGAUAAUAAUCUAGCUUGCAUCUGUGUGUUUCCACCAUUUCAAAAUCGACGGCUUGGAACACUUCUUAUAGACCUUCUGUAUGAGGUUCCGCGAGCCCACGGCCAAUCAGAACCAACUGGACCGGAAUAUCCACUCCUGCCGUUUGGAAGGGCUACUUAUCUACGUUACUGGGCCAAGCGACUAGCGCACAUUCUCCUGUGCUCUUUACAACGAAAGACACUGUUCACACUACAAGACUUAUCUGAUCUCACUGGAUUUCGAAAAGAAGAUAUACUAUUGACAUUGGAGUUCAUGCAAGUACUUGGCAAGAAAGUUGUGCUGCAAAAUGGUGAAGAAGAAGGUUGCAAACCCGUUCUUCUGCUUGAAAAUCUCCGCCAAUGGUGUGUGAGAAACAGGGUGGAAACGAGUCAGGACAUGAGAAUGCUCAAUCCCGACUACUUGGUGCUAUGA